CAUCACUGACUCUGACUGUGUAUUUAAGGCAGCUGUGCUUCUGCUGUCUCUCAAACACAAGACCAGCGUCACACCAUGUUUGUUCUGGGUCUGCUCACCUGUAUUGUGCUGAGAGCAUUCAGUGCUCAGGCAAAAGUGGUCGAGACCUUUGAUGAGUGUAGCAGGUUUUUCUACAAAGACACAGCACCACGAGGAAUGGAUCAGAAUGCUAAAAAAAUCUGUCAGAGGUUGGAAAAAAUAAAGGAAACUAGGGUAUCUGAUGAUGACAACACGCUCCUCUUUGCUUAUUACGCUACUCUGUACUCUGUUUAUCACCGGAUUCCCCUCUACAGCGCCUACACACUGAAACGGUCAUGCUCAGACACUACUGGAAGGACAAACAAGUGGCACUUAGAGCCACAGAUUUCUAAAACUCAGUCCCCAAUUGAUUAUAUGGUCCCUGAGCAUCAAAACAAUCAAGAUACUCUUAAAGUAAAUCAAGCCAUCAGCAGCGACUACAGCGAGACCGGAUAUGAUCGAGGACAACUGAACCCCAACAGCUUCCAUUGUGGUAACGGCCCUAAUGCAACGUUUACACUGACCAAUGCAGCACCUAUGGACGCAUGUUUCAACCGGAUCCAGUGGAAGAACUGGGAGAGCACUUUGAAGAGUUUUUUAAUAAAGAAGCUUGACAGUGAGGAGGCAACAGCCUACAUCGUCACGGGUACAGUACCUGAUGCAAAUCUACGGAUACCACAGAAGGGAAUGUCUGAAGAGCCGGAAAGGGUGACGGUGCCCUCUCACAUCUGGACGGCUGUCUGUUAUAAACACAAUUAUUAUGAUAAAAACUCUUUUUCCUUCGGCUAUAUAGGAGAAAACCUGCCGGGAGGUAAAGUAAACCUGAUGAGUGUCUCACAGCUGAACAAUCGGCUCAAUCAACUCUAUAAGCUCUCAAAUAUUAAGAUCUUUGUGGAUGAUUGUUUUGAGGACAAUAAUAAGUUUAACGAGGUUAAGAAAGCAUUUCAGAAAUUAAUCAAUCUGCCAUUGAAUCAAGGAGUCCAGGUGAACUCAGAUGUGCAGAACAUGUAUCGUGCGCUCCAAUCAGUCAGCACUGAUAGCUUAACACCUGAAGAGAGUGUCGAGGUGACUGACAUGAGUGUAAAAUUAACCUUCAGCAGUUUGAGCGCUUAUUCCACUGUGACAGAAAACCUGAAGGUUUCUACUGGAAGUGCUUGUUUUAUAACUAAUUAUGGACAAAAAUCUGUUGAAUGCCAGUUGGGCUCAAAGAAGCGCAAGAUUGCAGUUGAUGGCUCGCCCUGCUCAAGCAACACAGGAGGUGAAACCAAGCGCUGCUGCUCCACUCCCUGUCUGUACAAGGACAAUCUCAAGGGCUACAGGUGUUACUCAGGCCAGAAAGAGAUAGCGUGUUCGCCCCAGUACUCACUCAUCACGUAUAAAGGAGAGCGAUGCAUGGAUGAUCACCCCUGCGGCACAUACGACAAGGACUACUACUGGUGUAACACCAUCUCUGGCCGCUCUGACUACUGUAGUCCUCUGCUGUGGAGAAGUAAGGCUAAAAACGGGCAGUACUGCCGCAACAACAACGCCUGUGCCAAAUAUGGUGAAAGCCAGCAAUGGUGCUACACAGAUGAUGGCAAAAAACAUGAGUGCUGUACUUCUGAUGACUGCUACUCCACUGUGAAUGGCAAAACCUGCAAGCCUGAUCACCCCUGUGGCAAACAUGGUAAAGAUUACCUGUGGUGCUGGACCACUCAGGGUAGCGUGGAUUAUUGUUGCACAAGUUGUGGUUAGUUGGUUUAAAAUGUUUAUUACCAUUAUUACUAAAGCAGCACUUCACAAAGUUCAUUGUGAUUGUACUUGGAGUGCUUACUAACCUAGAAACUCUUUCUAACAUAAAAAAAAAUAAGAUUCUCUGUGCUUCUAUAAAUAUAUUUUAGAAAAUACAUUUUCCUAAUGAUUUUUAUGCAAAAACAAACAGCUUAAAAAAACUAUAAAUCUUUUAUACAUUUGCAAAUUCAUACAUAACUACUUUGUUUCAGUAAAAAUAAAUCUUUGAUAUAUAUGAGUGUGAACAGAUCCACACAAAACUUACAGAGCAAUGAUGUGAUGUUCAUGAAGCAAAAUUCAAACUGUGUCCAUUUUUAUGUGCUCAAUCUGUGUCCAUCUCCAUCCACUCACACUCAACAGAACACAGUCCAGCUAAAGCUAAUUCAACUUCACAUUUCAAGUCAAGUCACAUUUAUUUAGAUAGUGCUUAUCAUUGUGAAAAUAUCUUUACAAAUAAUUAUGGCUUGAAUCAUUGUGCUAAAGCAGCUUCACAGAAAGAAAUCUUACUUUAGUGUUUAUAAUGUCUUUAAAGUUCCUGUGCUGUCGACUGGCGGUGCUGCAGUAUGUUUUCUGUUUGGUAAAACAAUGUUGUGCUGCCAUCAGUAACUUGUACGGUCUUUAUUAAAUCACAAUGUCUUCUGUCACUUUACAUGUCACUUACUCAGACAAAACACCAAUAAACACGUGUUGUAUAA
Molecule: messenger RNA, 2522 nt
Organism: Ctenopharyngodon idella (grass carp)
Lineage: Eukaryota; Metazoa; Chordata; Actinopteri; Cypriniformes; Xenocyprididae
Product: endonuclease domain-containing 1 protein-like
Exons: 2
Coding region: 76-1791 (571 amino acids)
Molecular function (GO): nucleic acid binding; hydrolase activity; metal ion binding
Source: RefSeq, a predicted model, not a curated record